Molecule: messenger RNA, 5810 nt
Organism: Lepus europaeus (European hare)
Lineage: Eukaryota; Metazoa; Chordata; Mammalia; Lagomorpha; Leporidae
Product: KIAA1217 ortholog
Exons: 20
Coding region: 167-5302 (1711 amino acids)
Cellular component (GO): cytoplasm
Source: RefSeq, a predicted model, not a curated record
AAAGAGCAGCGGCCUGCACGUGACGGCGGCGGAAGAUGCGGAAUGCCGCCGAACCAAGGAGCGUCUGUCUAACGGGAGCAGCCGGCAGUCCGCGUCCAAGUGUUCCCGCAACGUCCCCAGGAGGCACACGCUAGGCGGGGCCCGGAGUUCCAGGGAAAUCCUGGGGAUGCAAACCUCGGAGAUGGACCGGAAGAGGGAGGCCUUCCUGGAGCAUCUGAAGCAGAAGUACCCACACCAUGCCACGGCCAUCAUGGGCCACCAGGAGAGGCUGCGAGACCAGACAAGAAGCCCCAAGCUGUGUCACAGCCCCCAGCCCCCCAGCUCGGACCCCGUGGAGCACCUGUCAGAGGCGUCUGCAGAGUCCUUGGAAGCCAUGCCGGAGGGCGACGCCCCCAGCCCGUUCUCGCGAGGCAGCCGGACACGCGCCAGCCUCCCCGUGGUGAGGUCGACCAACCAGACCAAGGAGCGGUCGCUGGGGGUUCUCUAUGUGCAGUACGGCGAUGAAACCAAGCAGCUCAGGAUGCCGAACGAAAUCACGAGUACAGACACGAUCCGUGCUCUCUUUGUAAGUGCCUUCCCGCAGCAGCUCACCAUGAAGAUGCUGGAGUCGCCGAGCGUGGCCAUUUACAUCAAAGACGAAAGCAGGAACGUCUACUACGAGUUGAACGACGUAAGGAAUAUCCAGGACAGAUCGCUCCUCAAGGUGUACAACAAGGACCCUGCACACGUGUUUAAUCACACUCCGAAAACCAUGAAUGGCGACGCGAGGAUGCAGAGGGAAAUGAUCUACGCACGAGGAGAAGGCCCCGGCGCCUCACGACCCGGGUCCAUGGCUCAUCCUGCCCACGUGAUCCCGAGCUCCCCGCCGUCCACGCCCGUGCCCCAUUCCAUGCCCCCCUCCCCGUCCAGGAUCCCGUACGGGGGCUCCCGGCCCAUGGUGGUGCCUGGCAACGCCACCAUCCCCAGGGACAGACUCUCCAGCCUGCCCGUCUCCCGAUCCAUCUCCCCCAGCCCCAGCGCCAUCUUGGAGAGACGGGAUGUCAAGCCGGAUGAGGACCUCGGAGGCAAGAACCUGGCCAUGUACAGGAACGAGGGUCUCUACGCGGACCCCUACCUCUACCACGACGGGCGCAUGAGCAUAGCCUCGUCCCAUGGAGGCCACCCCCUCGAUGUCCCCGACCACAUUGUCGCCUACCACCGCACAGCCAUCCGCUCAGCAAGCGCCUACUGCAACCCCUCCUUGCAAGCCGAGAUGCACAUGGAGCAGGCACUGUACCGGCAGAAACCCAGAAAGUACCCCGACAGCCAGCUGCCCACCCUGGGCGCCAAGACGCCGCCCGCCUCCCCGCACCGGGUCGGCGACUUGCGCAUGCUGGACCUGCCGGCUCACGGUGUCCACGGGCUCCCCCACACCCUGCAGCCCGACCGCGCCUCGCCCAGCCGUCAGUCCUUCAAGAAAGAGCCGGGCACCUUGGUGUACCUGGAAAAGCCACGGAACCUUCCGGGCUUUGUGGACCUCGGGCCGCCCCUGGUCGAGAAGCAAGUAUUCACCUACAGCACAGCCACAAUUCCCAAAGACAGAGAGACCAGAGAGAGGAUGCAGGCUAUGGAGAAGCAGAUCGCCAGCCUAACUGGCCUUGUGCAGUCUGCGCUUUUUAAAGGGUCCAUUACAAGUAAUUACAAAGAUGCCACUAGUGAGAAAAUGAUGAGACCGGCAGCCAGCAGGAGCCACACAGAUGGCGCAGGCACGCCCCACGUUGCCGGCGGGAAGACCCUCGGCGCCCUGGAGCCCGCAGAGCCGCCAGGGCCACCCGUGCCCGCCGGCGCCUCGGCCGUGCACCUGAGCCUGCUGGACAUGCGACGUAGCGUGGCCGAGCUCCGGCGCCAGCUGCAGCAGAUGCGACAGCUGCAGCUGCAGAACCAGGAGCUGCUGCGCACAAUGAUAAAAAAGGCAGAGCUGGAGAUCAGCAGCAAAGUCGCCGAGACCAUGCGGCGCCUGGAGGACCCCGUGCAGCGACAGCGCACCCUGGUGGAGCAGGAGAGACAAAAGUACCUCCGCGAAGAGGGGAGGAUUGGCCAGAAGCUGAGCGAGCUGGAGGAAUUCGUGGACGACCUGAAGAAGGAGCCCACAGCCACGGGCCGUGCCGUGACGCUGAAAGACGUGGAGGACGGCGCCUUCCUCCUGCGGCAGGUGGGAGAAGCCGUGGCCGCCCUGAAAGGGGAGUUCCCCACCCUGCAGAACAAGAUGCGUGCGGUCCUGCGCAUCGAGGUGGAGGCCGUGCGCUUCCUGAAGGAGGAGCCGCACAAGCUGGACGGGCUCCUGAAGCGGGUGCGGGGCCUCACGGACGUCCUGACGGUGCUGCGCAGGCACGUGACCGACGGGCUCCUGAAGGGCGCCGAUGCCGCCCAGGCUGCGCACUACAUGGCGGUGGAGAAGGCCACGGCCGCGGAGGUCCUGAGGGGCCCGGAGGAGGCCGGCGGCCCAGCAAAGCCGGACGUGGUGCCCCUGGCCGGGCAGCAGGCGCAGAGCCCGCCCGGGCCGCUCGCGGAGGACGCCAGGACCAGAGCCGCGGCCCCGGAGGAAGCUGAAAAGAAACGGGAAGAGAGAAGGCCAAACCCGGACCACUACAACGGCAAAGAGUUCGAGAAGCUGCUGGAAGAAGCUCAGGCCAACAUCAUGAAGUCCAUUCCAAACCUGGAGAUGCCGCCCACACCGGGCCCGCCACCCCGGGGAGAGGGCACAGUGGACAAGCUGGAGCUCUCAGAAGACUCUCCAAAUUCAGAGCAGGGGGGAAAGUCACCACCCCCUCCUCCCCCGCCCCCUCGACGAAGCUACCUGCCGGGAUCCGGGCUCACCACCACGAGGUCGGGGGACGUGGUCUACACCAGCAGGAAGGAGACCGUCACGGCCAAGGCGAGCAGCGAGGACGCCAGACCGAGCCCACAGACCAGAGCCACCAAGUGUUCCACAGAGGAGCCCGCCUCAGCCUGGACCCCGGCCUCACCAGCAGUCACUGCGUCUCCCAAGGACGAGGAGGAGGAAGAGGAAGGAGACAAAAUAAUGGCAGAGCUGCAGGCCUUCCAGAAGUGUUCCUUUAUGGAUGUAAACUCAAACAGUUGCGCUGAGCAGCCCCGGGCUGACACUAGGCCGGGCACCACAGCCCCAGCCAAGGAGAGAAAGAGCUCGGGGCUUCCCCCUGAAGACGCGUGGAAAUCUGAGCUUGCGAACCAGCACGGCCCCCACACGGCCUCGCGACAGGUCGCGGCAGGGGCUCUGAGCCCUGGGGGCGCCCCCAGCCGGGACACGGGCAAGGAGAAUGGUGUUCCUGAUGCUUCCCCAGCUGCAGGAUCCAAAUCCAACGUGUCGGGGAAGGAGAACUCCAUACCCGGUGACGCCAGAAACUUCCAGAAACGCACGGUGGAGGCCGGUCUCGGCAUCUCCAGCGGGAGCUCAUUAGAAGAUGAGCAAAGCAAACGAGCGGCCGUGUCAGGGCCGCAGCUCCCCACGCCGGGCCCUGAGGCUCAGAACUACGGAAAGACCCAGGAGAGGGAGCAAGAACGAGGGGAGCACACAGGAAGGGCCCAUGUUCCCUCCCUGACCCCAGCGACAGAGCUGACUCAAGCCCCAGGCCCGGAGGCUCCGCCGACAGGGGUGGGCCAAGUUGUCCUCAGACCCAAAGGGGCCAGGAACGCGCCCAUGCCGCCCGCCGAGGACGGGGACCCGACCCCGGGUUCCCCGAGCGAGGGCAACAUCGCCUUCAUGAUCACCAGGACGGCUGUGCAGGCGCUGUCCAGCGGCGAGGUGCGGGACAUCGUGAGCCGCAAGGGGGAGGAGGUGCAGACGGUGACCAUCGACGCCAGGCAGGAGGGGCCGGGGCCCGAGGAGCCCGUCGUGUGCCUGGACAGGAAGCCGGUCAUCAUCAUCUUCGACAAGCCCAUGGACAUCCGCUCUGCCUACAAGAGGCUGUCCACCAUUUUCGAGGAAUGCGACGAGGAGUUGGAGAGAUUGAUGACAGAGGAGAAGAUAGAGGAGGAGGAAGAGGAGGAGGGUGGGGACCCCGGCGUCCAGAGCAGUACCACCCCCGGGUCUGCCUCCACGGUGGCCUCGGGCACUCUGGGGGCAGCACAGCCCGCCGAGAGCCCGCUCCCGCUGCCCUUGCCGCUGGUGCCAGGGAGCAGGGUCCCCAGGAAAGCCGAGCUGAGCGAGUCGGGCCCGGGAGACGCUCUGAGUCCGGAGGGCAGGGGCGACGCAGCCGAUGAGCAGUUCGACAGCCCCAAGAAGAAGUUCAGAUUCAAGUUCCCCAAAAAGCAGCUGGCCGCGCUCACGCAGGCCAUCCGCACCGGCACCAGGACGGGGAAGAAGACGCUGCAGGUGGUGGUGUACGAGGAAGAAGAGGAGGACGGCACGCUGAAGCAGCACAAGGAAGCCCGGCGCUUCGAGAUCCCCAGCUCGCAGCCCGAGGGGCCGCUCGAGGGCCCAGCCCAGAGCUCCCGGACCGAGGAGAUCCGGAAGAACACCUACCGGACCUUGGACAGCCUGGAGCAGACCAUCAAACAGCUGGAAAACACCAUCAGCGAGAUGAGCCCCCGAGCCCUCGCCGACUCCGCCCACGCGGCCCACGGGCCCCCUCCCCACACCCUGCUAGCGCGGGAUGACGUGCCCACUGCCCCAGAGCCCCCCACGCCGGUACCGCCAGCUCCGCGUAAGGGCUCCGGCGGGGCCCCCCAGACCAGAAUGCCAGUGCCCCUGACUUCCAAGAGCAGACCCGGGAGCCUGGACAAAGCCGGCAAGCCGUCCAAGCUGCAGGACCCGCGCCAGUACCGCCAGGCCAAUGGAAGUGCUAAGAAAGCUGGUGGGGACUUUAAGCCUCCCUCUCCCUCCUUGCCUGCCUCUAAGAUCCCUGCGCUGUCCCCCAGCUCUGGGAAAAGCGGUUCUCUCCCCUCUAGCGGUGACGGCGCCAGCCUCCCUAACGCACCCGCUCCUAAGCCAUCGGCCGCUUCUAACCCUCUCAGCCCCUCCGCAGGACGGCCCGGCCCCUCUGCCUCCCUCAUCCCCUCCGCCCCUAACGGCGCCUCCAAGUUCGCGCACGCAGGCAAAGGCCAGCACCUGCCGCUCCCCGCGCAGACUCACAACGGCCGCGCCGCCCCUCCCGCGCCCCCCGCCUCCCCCGCCUCGCCCCCCUCCCUGAGCCACGGUGCCAAGGGCGCCCGGACGCUGCUCGGCCCUGGCCUCGCGGGCUACAAGGCGCAGAACGGAGGUUCCAGCAAGACCGCGCCCGUCGCCACCAAGGAGAGCGCCUAGUCCGGGCGCCGGGCCCGCCGCUCCACCGGUGGCUGUGUCGUGAUUCCGCGUGUCGCCCGUCCGUGCCCAGUGCCCCCGUGAAGUGAGCGUGUGUCUGUCGCCGGGGAGGGUGAGGCGCAGGUGCGUGCGUGCGUGCGUGCGUGCGAGGCCCGAAGACGCGCGCCAGGCGUGUGAAGCAGGACGAAGCCGGCAUCGCGUGUGUUUUGUAUGAAACUGUUUCCUGUCGGAGACGAAGCCAUCAGAGAGGUGCCCGAGUGUGACUGCACGACGUGGGAACCAUCUAUGGAGUUCUGUUUAUUUUGGUGUUAGAGCUUUAUUACAGAUUUCUAUUUUUGUCAGAACUUCAUGGUUCCUUUCCAGAUCUUUUUUGCCAAGACAUUUUGAUACUAGAGCAUCGUACACGCACCUGCCGUGGGCGCCGUGGAGAGGGCGAUGGGGACACUGGCCCAGGCGGCCCUGCGCUCCGCUGGCUGCCCGCUUCCCUCUCGGUUCCCCCCUCCUUCUCCCC